AUGGCCGUUUCUCAGACAGCCUCUCUCAUCAUUAUGGACACGGUGUGUUUAAUCCUUGUACUCACAUCCCUGAUCGGCAACACGCUCGUCAUUCUAACUGUCCUUCUGAACAAACCCAUGCAAACCACACUCAACUACUUACUGGUGAACCUCGCCGUGGCCGACAUGGUGUUCGCUUUGCCCACUGGUCUCAAGAAAGGACUUUUUCAAUACCUAACCCACCCAGAGGGAGAGGCAGGACGCUGGUUGUGCGUUUGGUUUACACACGGAGACAUCGCCUGGUUUGGUGCUGCUGCCUCCAUUUUGUUUUUGGUUUACAUCGCCAUUGAACGUUACUUAGCCAUAAUCCAUCCCCUUCGUCAUCGAGGAAAGUUUACCAAAGGGCGUCUGAAAUUACUAAUUGGCAUUGCAUGGUUUGUCUCCAUUGUGAUCAACAUGGUUGACCUAUUGGAGGUCAAGUACUAUUAUUUCGAUUCCGGCUCGUGCAAGAGGUAUGAUAACUUUCGCACCAUAGACGAAAGAUUCUUCAAAGCGCACAGCCUCAUUUGGAUGCUUUUCGCAGGCGUGGUUCCCGUGUGCAUUAUGGUAUGCCUGUACUCCAGAGUAGCGUAUCGCCUGUGGGUCAAGCCAGUUGAGAGUGCACAUUUGAAAGCUUCUCAGACGGCUCUUCUUCGCCAUCGCAAACAAGUGACUGUGUCGCUGCUGGUGGUCAGCGCGAUCUACGCAUUCUGUUGGAUUCCGGCCCUAAUAAGUCACGUCACAAUGGUCUGGGGCGUGGGUGUACCGUGGUUCAAUGACGCAGGAGAGGUCCUGAUUGUGCUCAACUCGUGCGUUAAUCCUGGAGUGUACAGUUUGCGCAUUAAGAGUUUUCGAGAACAUCUGCGUAACGUGAUACUGUGCAGGAAAAGACGAAAAAUCAGGGCGCCGUCUGGUUUAACGGUGCCAGGGAUUGCAAGUGUAGUGUGCAAACCGUCUGCAGAGUAG
Molecule: messenger RNA, 984 nt
Organism: Pocillopora damicornis (cauliflower coral)
Lineage: Eukaryota; Metazoa; Cnidaria; Anthozoa; Scleractinia; Pocilloporidae
Product: QRFP-like peptide receptor
Biological process (GO): G protein-coupled receptor signaling pathway
Cellular component (GO): membrane
Molecular function (GO): G protein-coupled receptor activity
Source: RefSeq, a predicted model, not a curated record